AUGCCAUUGAAAAUCACUCAAUUUCUUUUCGCACUCGGAUUUUUCACUCUUCCGACAAAGCGAUCAUUUCAUUUCGCGAUGGCGUGGAGAAGUAGCGGGAAUACGAACGCCGAAUUGGUGGCCAAUUUGCGAAAGAGCCGUAUUUUCACGGACGAUCGAAUUGAGAAGGCGAUGUUGGCGGUGGAUAGAGGAGAUUUCACAGGACAUCUCCCAUAUCAAGACAGUCCACAGGGGAUUGGAUGGAAUGCCACAAUAUCGGCACCACAUAUGCAUGCAGCCGCCUUGGAGGGCCUAAAAGAUCACCUCAAACCGGGAGCCCGUGUGUUGGAUGUCGGAUCGGGGAGUGGAUAUCUGACUGCUUGUUUUGCGAGAAUGGUUGCUCCAAAUGGUAAAGUGAUUGGUAUUGAGCACAUUGAUCAAUUGGCUGAUGUGAGCAAAGUGAACAUUCAAAAGCAUCACAGUGAUAUGUUCACAUCGGGUUUACUCGAGAUCAUUGUCGGUGAUGGCCGAUUGGGACAUGCGAUUCCUGGGGGAUACACGGCAAUUCAUGUGGGAGCUGCUGCUGAGACUGUUCCACAACCGUUAAUCGACCAAAUGGCUCCCGGUGGUCGGAUGUUGAUCCCGGUUGGGCCUCAACACGGGAAUCAGGUUUUCCUCCAAAUCGAUAAAUCCUCCAAUGGGCAAGAAAUCACGAAAAAAGUGAUUGAACAUGUCAUUUAUGUGCCACUCACAAGUAAAAGCCAUCAAAUUGGUGGAUCG
Messenger RNA from Mesorhabditis belari, 759 nucleotides. NCBI's taxonomy places the organism in Eukaryota, Metazoa, Nematoda, Chromadorea, Rhabditida, Rhabditidae. The record is from the annotation of a GenBank genome assembly.